AUGCCAUCUUUGGCUUUACAUCCACGAAACCUUAAGGUCAUUGGCCUGGUCAUUUUGACUCUCCAAACCACCGCGCUAGUUCUUCUCAUGAGGUACACGCGUCUUCCCUCAGCCACCAACCCCGCCAGUAGCCUCUACCUCACUUCCACCGCAGUAUUCUGUGCUGAAGUGUGCAAAGUUGUGGCCUGUUUCUGGGCUGUCUUCGUGCAGAACGGUAAUUCCCUCAGAGCGACAUCUACCGAAUUGCAACGUGAGCUCUUCUCUGCGCCGCUGGAACUUGUCAAAUUGGGCGUUCCUGCGGGGCUAUACACCUUGCAGAAUAAUCUGCUCUACGUGGCCCUAUCCAACCUUGAUGCGGCCACGUAUCAAAUCACCUAUCAGUUGAAAAUCCUCACUACGGCUGUGUUUAUGGUGGUGAUGUUGCGCAAGAGGAUUACGAUCUCGCAGUGGAUCGCUCUAUUAAUUCUCGUUAUAGGAGUUGCUUUUGUCCAGCUAGCGCCAUCUGCCAACGCAACAGCCAAAACUCCCAAACCACUGCCAGCACACCAGAAUACCCUAAUUGGUCUCACCGCCGUAAUUCUGGCCAGUCUUUCUAGCGGAUUUGCAGGAGUCUACUUUGAGAAACUCAUGAAGUUCACCGCACCCUCCAUUUGGAUUCGUAAUAUUCAACUCGUUUGCUAUCGUCGUGGUACUCUUGAAGGUGCUGUACAAAGCAUUAUUACAAAAGCGCAUUUAUCAACUGUGCACAAGUUGAAUGGGCAGCAGGAAUGGGCGGAGCUGCGCACCACUGACUCCCAGUGGUUGGAUAAGUGGAAGCUUUAUUCUGGUGCUUAG
Echinococcus granulosus is the source of this 834-nucleotide messenger RNA. Its product is annotated as UDP-N-acetylglucosamine transporter. Gene Ontology annotation, cellular component: Golgi membrane. Lineage: Eukaryota; Metazoa; Platyhelminthes; Cestoda; Cyclophyllidea; Taeniidae. The transcript has 3 exons. Gene Ontology annotation, molecular function: UDP-galactose transmembrane transporter activity. Bases 1 to 834 code for a protein of 277 amino acids. Gene Ontology annotation, biological process: pyrimidine nucleotide-sugar transmembrane transport. The record is from RefSeq and is a predicted model, not a curated record.